Messenger RNA from Pochonia chlamydosporia 170, 216 nucleotides. RefSeq names its product antifungal peptide domain-containing protein. NCBI's taxonomy places the organism in Eukaryota, Fungi, Ascomycota, Sordariomycetes, Hypocreales, Clavicipitaceae. The transcript is spliced from 2 exons. Bases 1 to 216 code for a protein of 71 amino acids. The record is from RefSeq and is a predicted model, not a curated record.
AUGAAAGCCUUCACCUACGUCACUUUCGCCACCACCUUGGUUCUUGGCGUCCAGGCACUUGUAACCCCAAAUAUCAACAAGAAGAGAGAGGGAGAGGUCUGUCUCCUCGAUGGCAACAACAAAUGUACUUUGGAUGGCAAGAACGACUGCUGCAGUGGUAAAUGCUACAUGGAAAAGGGCUGGGAGACGGGCGUCUGUCAGAAAACGACAGAGUAA